Molecule: messenger RNA, 1467 nt
Organism: Saccoglossus kowalevskii
Lineage: Eukaryota; Metazoa; Hemichordata; Enteropneusta; Harrimaniidae
Product: macrophage mannose receptor 1-like
Source: RefSeq, a predicted model, not a curated record
AUGGCUGGUGUGGAAGAAGUGAAAUUGGUGAUCUGCGUCCUUUUUAUACCAGGCGUGUUCUCAAGCUAUGUAGGCUGUUAUAUCGAUUCAUGGAACAAAGACCUUCCAUUCCAAGCCAUUGAAGAUGAGUCUAUGAUUCCGGACAUGUGCAUAAAACAUUGCCGCAUGUCCGACUAUUUCUUCGCCGCUGUACAAAACGGAAAGCUCUGUUAUUGUGGGGAUACCUAUGACCGGUACGGCUCGGCCCCUCAAGGUGAAUGUUCAAAGUCGUGUACCGGUGAUGAAAGUCUUACAUGCGGAGGAAGCCAACGCAAUGCAAUCUACACGACCGGUAAACCCUUGCCCACAACACAGACGUGUAUCAUUAAUGGAACGGAAGAAGGCGUACUAUUUGAAAAUCAAUGUUUCCUAUUUGUCGAAACACCGAAGAAGUGGCAUGAAGCCCAGCAGUUCUGUGUGAUUAGAGGCGGUAAUUUGGCAACCGUUUCUAGUCGGCACGUACAGUCGUUUUUAGAAUACCAGUUACACGGACGUGAGCACGCUGAUUACUGGAUCGGUCUUCAUGACAUCCGUCAGGAAGGCGAGUUUAUUUUCACCGACAAAGACAUACCACCGGGUAGAUGGGACAAUUUUAACAUAGGACAGCCAGAUAACGCUACUGAUGGUGACGAUUGUGUGGAGAUGAAAUCGUCGUGGGGUUACAAAUGGAAUGACCAGCUAUGUACGACACUACGAAAUUAUAUAUGUCAAAUACAACUUAAUGAUAUUGCGCCACCUUGCGGCGACGGUAAUGAAGGAAUAAGACGUUAUGGAAAUUGCUAUGAAUUGGUUGAAGGAACAUCAAAUUUUGAAAAUGCUACCGUGGAAUGUGCUUUGCGGAACGGAAUACCGGCAUCCAUUGACAACAAGGACACACAGCGUUUUCUGAGAAGACAAGUUGCGAAGACGGGAUCCACAGAAAAUUGGUAUUUUGGCCUAAAAUACUCGACAGAGAGGGAACAGUAUGAAUUCAUGGAUAGCGAAAAGGUUGGGAAUUACUUCAAAUAUUCUGACGGGGCACAGAACGGCGAGGAAUGCACGGUCCUUAGCCGUAGCAGAAAUUAUCUAUGGGAGCACUCCAGCUGCUCUCUUACAGAAAACGUCAUUUGUCAAAUAGGUGCGAAAACUGCGUACAUGCUGAAGAUUGACGAUAAUGCUGAAAAUGAAUUCGUGUUCACGGAGAUCGUGGGUUCAUUGGAAGGUAAUAUUUGGCUAGGACUGGAGAACGAUGAUAUGAAUGGGUCAUUCAAGUGGAAUGAUGGUUCAAGCCUGGAAUACACCAAUUGGAUAUCUUCAGGAUUAAGUGGCAUCGGUAGCUGUGUCUACCUUCAGAAGCUAACGGGUGAGUGGAAGGACGCCGACUGCUCGCUAGGUUGGAUGAAGACGGUCUGUGAAAUGGAAACUCCUAUAGUGUUCCACAGCUCAUAG